Messenger RNA from Mirounga angustirostris (Northern elephant seal), 3603 nucleotides. It is a transcript of the gene RALGDS, whose product is annotated as ral guanine nucleotide dissociation stimulator. The transcript is spliced from 18 exons. The record is from RefSeq and is a predicted model, not a curated record. The coding region runs from base 64 to 2703 and encodes 879 amino acids. NCBI's taxonomy places the organism in Eukaryota, Metazoa, Chordata, Mammalia, Carnivora, Phocidae. Gene Ontology annotation, biological process: Ras protein signal transduction; positive regulation of GTPase activity. Gene Ontology annotation, molecular function: guanyl-nucleotide exchange factor activity. Gene Ontology annotation, cellular component: plasma membrane.
CCGCGCCCGCGCCGCCCCGGGUCCCACGGCCCGGCCGGCCGCCCGCGCGCCUGCGAGCCGUCCAUGGUGCAGCGCAUGUGGGCCGAGGCGGCCGGGCCUGCGGGCGCCGCCGAGCCGCUGUUUCCGGGCUCUCGGCGGAGUCGCAGCGUGUGGGACGCCGUGCGCCUGGAGGUGGGCGGCCCCGACAGCUGCCCGGUGGUGCUGCACAGCUUCACGCAGCUCGACCCCGACCUGCCGCGCCUGGAGAGCUGCACGCAGGAGAUUGGUGAGGAGCUGGUCAACGGGGUCAUCUACUCCAUCUCCCUGCGAAAGGUACAGGCGCACCACGGCACCAACAAGGGCCAGCGCUGGCUUGGGUGUGAAAACGAGGCCGCCCUGAACCUGUAUGAGACCUGCAAGGUGCGGACGGUGAAGGCAGGCACGCUGGAGAAGCUGGUGGAGCACCUGGUGCCUGCCUUCCAGGGCAGCGAUCUCUCCUACGUCACCAUCUUCCUGUGCACCUACCGAGCCUUCACCACCACCCAGCAGGUCCUGGACCUGCUGUUCAAAAGCAGGUACGGUAGACGUGACGCCCUCACGGCCUCCUCUAGAUACGGAUGCAUCCUCCCUUACUCUGAUGAGGACGGUGGACCCCAGGACCAGUUAAAAAAGGCCAUCUCCUCCAUUCUGGGCACCUGGCUGGACCAGUACUCGGAGGACUUCUGUCAGCCCCCAGAUUUUCCCUGCCUCAAGCAGCUGGUGGCCUAUGUGCAGCUCAACAUGCCCGGUUCCGACCUGGAGCGCCGUGCCCACCUUCUGCUGGCCCAGCUGGAGCUCGCAGAGCCCACGGAGGCUGAGCCCGAGGGUGAGAAGACCGGAGCUUUGUCACCUGCUCCAGCUCCAGCACCAGUUCUAAAAACAGCUCCAGAACUAGAGCCAGCUUUAGCAGCAACUCUCCUGCCCACUCCAGAGCCAGACGCGGCUCCAGAACCAGCUCCAGAGCCAGACGCGGCUCCAGAACCAGCUCCAGAGCCAGACACGGCUCCAGAACCAGCUCCAGCACCUGGGCCUCCCUGGCCUUCACCUGUGGCUGCAGAAAAUGACCUGAAUGAGAAGCCUCACCUCUUGGCCUUCCCUCCCGACCUGGUGGCAGAGCAGUUUACCCUGAUGGAUGCGGAGCUGUUCAAGAAGGUGGUGCCCUACCACUGCCUGGGCUGCAUCUGGUCCCAGCGGGACAAGAAGGGCAAGGAGCACCUGGCUCCCACCGUCCGUGCCACCGUCACCCAGUUCAACAGCGUGGCCAACUGCGUCAUCACCACCUGCCUGGGGGACCGGAGUGUGACGGCCCGGGACAGGGCCAGGGUGGUGGAGCACUGGAUCGAGGUGGCCAGGGAGUGCCGCGUCCUCAAGAACUUCUCGUCACUCUAUGCUAUCCUGUCAGCCCUGCAGAGUAACUCCAUUCACCGGCUGAAGAAGACGUGGGAGGAAGUUUCCAGGGACAGCUUCCGAAUCUUUCAGAAGCUGUCGGAGAUCUUCUCAGAUGAGAACAACUAUUCACUGAGCAGAGAGCUGCUCAUCAAGGAGGGGACUUCCAAGUUUGCCACCCUGGAGAUGAACCCCAAGAGAGCUCAGAAGCGGCCAAAGGAGACGGGUGUCAUCCAGGGCACCGUUCCCUACCUGGGCACAUUCCUCACAGACCUGGUGAUGCUGGACACCGCCAUGAAAGACUAUCUGUAUGGGAGACUGAUCAACUUCGAGAAGAGGAGGAAGGAAUUCGAAGUGAUCGCCCAGAUCAAGCUGCUCCAGUCAGCAUGCAACAAUUACAGCAUCGCACCCGAGGAGCACUUUGGGGCCUGGUUCCGGGCCAUGGAGCGGCUCAGCGAGACGGAGAGCUACAACCUAUCGUGUGAGCUGGAGCCCCCCUCCGAGUCGGCCAGCAACACCCUCAAGGCCAAGAAGAACACGGCCAUUGUCAAGCGCUGGAGCGACCGCCAGGUCCCCAGCACGGAGCUCAGUACGAGCGGCAGCUCCCACUCCAAGUCCUGUGACCAGCUCAGGUGCGGCCCCUACCUCAGCAGCGGGGACAUCGCCGACGCCCUCAGCGUCCACUCAGCCGGCUCGUCCAGCUCCGACGUGGAGGAGAUCAACAUGAGCUUUGUCCCGGAGUCCCCCGACGGUCAGGAAAAAAAGUUCUGGGAGUCGACCUCCCAGUCGUCCCCGGAGACCUCCGGCAUCAGCUCGGCCUCCAGCAGCACCUCCUCCUCCUCAGCCUCCACCACGCCCGUGGCCGCCACACGCACCCACAAGCGCUCCGUCUCUGGGGUCUGCAGCUACAGCUGCUCGCGGCCGCUGUACAACCAGCAGGUGGGCGACCGCUGCAUCGUCCGCGUCAGCCUGGACGUGGACAACGGCAACAUGUACAAGAGCAUCCUGGUAACCAGCCAAGAUAAGGCUCCAGCCGUAAUCCGCAAGGCCAUGGACAAACACAACCUGGAUGAGGAUGAGCCAGAUGACUAUGAGCUAGUGCAGGUUAUUUCAGACGAUCGAAAGCUGAAGAUCCCUGACAAUGCCAACGUGUUCUACGCCAUGAACUCAACUGCCAACUAUGACUUUGUCCUAAAGAAACGGACCUUUACAAAAGGGGCAAAGGUCAGGCAUGGCACCAGCUCAACUCUUCCUCGCAUGAAGCAGAAGGGACUCAAGAUUGCUAAGGGCAUCUUCUGAUUAGUCCCUAGCACUGGCCGGCCACAGAACCGGUCUGUCAGGGGCUGGCUGGCGGGAUAACCAAGCACUUAGAGACUCCAGUGGCCCAGGCCAGGCGGGCACCGUUUGCCUGACCUGCCAGCUCAGGCCACCCCCAGACUCCAGUUUCACCCUAAACCUCUCCUACUGCCGGGAUUGACGCCUACUGUUUGCUAGGCUGACCUGGCCUCCCGUGGACCACUCGCUGCCUUAGGUGCCUUCCACUCUCUGGAACCAGAGGACUAGCUGACUUCUGCCAAGGAGCGCUGCCAAUGGGCAUGGAGCCCUGCAUGCCGCUGGGCACUGCCCUCUGUGCACUUCCCUCAUGCCUGCUCAGGUGUGGGUCACUGCCACCUGUGCCCAUGGGCACCCACUCAUCCACUGGGUCUGACCACUGCACUUCUCUCCUCAUGCCCACGGGCAUCGGCCUGUGCCCUUCUCGGGUCCUGGGCCCUCUUUCCACCAUGCUAGCCUUUCCCAGGCUGCACCAAAGAUUCCACCAUCAGGGCCAACAGAGCGAGGGAGUCUCACCCCUCCCCCGCCCAACCCCCCCCCCCCCCAGGAGAGGAGGAGGGGGACCCUUUUCACAGAUCACACUCUUCACCCGGUGAGUGAGGACGGUCUCAGCGGAGCCCCUUAGCCACUGAAUCUCAUGACACUGCAAGUACCAUUCACCACUGCGCCCUGGGCUUCACGAGACCACACGAGAUGGGGAUUAGUGGGAAAGGAGAAUUGGGGGAAAGGGGAGGGGUGUUGAAUAUUUGUAUAAAAGGCAAAAACAAAACAAAAAAAGUUUACCAGUUGGGGAGGGGCAAUAUUUAUUUGUUGUAAAUAGCAAAUGCUAGACUUGAAUAUUAUAUUAAAAUCCAGUUUCUACUAUAG